This is a messenger RNA of Phyllostomus discolor (pale spear-nosed bat), 5869 nucleotides long. RefSeq names its product shroom family member 4 (gene SHROOM4). The transcript is spliced from 10 exons. Gene Ontology annotation, biological process: actin filament organization. NCBI's taxonomy places the organism in Eukaryota, Metazoa, Chordata, Mammalia, Chiroptera, Phyllostomidae. The record is from RefSeq and is a predicted model, not a curated record. Gene Ontology annotation, molecular function: actin filament binding. Bases 318 to 4961 code for a protein of 1547 amino acids. Gene Ontology annotation, cellular component: adherens junction; apical junction complex; cortical actin cytoskeleton.
GGCGAGGUCCCAGUGACUGCCCCUUCUUAUUGCUCCGUUUUCUUGUCCAUUACACGCCAUCCCUCCGCCUCUCCUUCUUUCUUUUCUUUUCUUUUUUCCCCCUUCUCCUUUCCCCCCUUUCUCCCCCUUUCUCCAACUCCGUGUCAUUUCCUCCUCGCACUCGCUCUCCGCGGAGCGUCUCCAGCCGGGAGAGUAGGCGGAGCAGGGUGGUGCGGGGUGGCGCAGCGCUGGAGGGCGCUAGUAGCGGAGCAGCUGGGGGCGGAGGCAACGUAGCCCCUGCGGGAAAGGAGCCCUGCGGCGCCUGAGCCGAGUGGAGGAUGGAGAACCGACCUGGGUCUUUCCAGUACGUCCCUGUGCAGCUACAAGGGGGGGCGCCCUGGGGCUUCACCCUUAAGGGGGGUCUGGAACACUGUGAACCGCUCACAGUGUCGAAGAUUGAAGAUGGGGGCAAGGCAGCCUUGUCCCAGAAGAUGAGGACUGGUGAUGAGCUGGUGAAUAUCAAUGGCACGCCAUUGUAUGGCUCCCGCCAAGAGGCCCUCAUCCUCAUCAAAGGCUCCUUCCGGACCCUCAAGCUGAUUGUCAGGAGGAGAAAUGCCCCUGUCAGUAGGCCGCACUCAUGGCAUGUGGCCAAGCUGCUAGAGGGAUGCCCUGAAGCAGCUACCACCAUGCAUAUCCCUUCUGAAGCCUUCAGCUUGUCCUGGCAUUCUGGCUGUAACACAAGUGACGUGUGUGUGCAGUGGUGUCCACUCUCCCGGCAUUGCAGCACUGAAAAAAGCAGCUCCAUUGGCAGCAUGGAGAGCCUGGAACAACCAGUCCAAGCCACCUAUGAGGGUCACCUCUUGCCCAUUGAUCAGAACAUGUACCCCAACCAGCGUGACUCAGCUUACAGCUCCUUCUCCGCAAGCUCAAAUGCCUCUGACUGUGCCCUUUCCCUCAGGCCAGAGGAUCCAGCCUCUACAGACUGUGUCAUGCAAGGCCCUGGAUUAAGUAAGUCCCCUAAUGGCAGGCUUAAUGUGGUUGAGACUUCAGGAGGUACCCAGCAUACCAACGGGGGCCAUUUGACUCCCAGCUCCCAGAUGUCAUCCCUCCCACAGGAGGUCCACCACUCAGGGCCUACCAAAGCUGCCAAGGGUCCACCACAACCUCCAGUGAGGCGAGAUAGUCUUCAGGCCUCCAGAGGCCAACUCCACAAUGGAGAGCAGCGGAGGGCUUCUGAGCCUAUGUACUCUUUGCAACAGAAGGAGAAACCAAGCUUAGACACUGAGCUGUGCCCAAGGAACCCUAACAGGUUCUGCUGCAUCAGUGGGAAAGACCAAAUGACAAAUCAGAGCCAUCAGAAUUGUAAGCUCAAACAACCUUCUGAAUCUAAUCAGCAGGGCUAUGAGCACCUACUGAUAGAGGCCUCAGCCAAAGCUGUUGGAUUCCAAAAAUCAUACGACAAAGUUUCCAGCAUAGAUUCCAGCCCACUCAACAAGGUUUCAGCAGAGCUAGCUAAGACUUCUUCUUUUGGCAGUCCUUCACACCUCACGGGACCCACAGGUCAUCGCCAUAGUGCCCCCGAACAGCUGCUGGCAUCCCACUUGCAGCAUGUGCACCUCGAUACCAGGGGUAGCAAGGGGAUGGAGCUCCCAACUGGGAAGGAUGGGCAUGAGUGGACUCUGUCCCUUUUGCAUAGCAGCCACACAGGGAAGAAAAGUCCAUGUCCUCCUGCAGGGGGAAACCAGGACCAGCCCAGCAAGGAGAGAAAGACCAGACAAGUAGAUAAUAGGCCUUUGGGUUCAGGGCACCAGAGCCCAAGCAGCUCCCCCCAUGAAGAAACUGAUGGACACCCUCCAGAAAGAGGUUUCCAGGACCCAAGCAGAAUAAGUAGAGCAGGUAAUGAAUUGGCCAGCCAGCAGCCCUCUCCCUCUGGCUCUCUUGUUCAACAAACCAGGGACUGUUCUCCAACCACUAAAGUAGCUGGCACCACAGAGGCAACUGAAGAAGGGAACAAUGAGCCCAAGGAGUGUGGCCAGGUGGGUGGUAGGCGAAAUGGAGGAACUCGGGGCCGCUCAAUCCAAAACCGGCGGAAGAGUGAGCGUUUUGCUACCAACUUGCGUAAUGAAAUUCAGAGGAGGAAGGCUCAGCUCCAUAAAAGCAAGAGUCCCUUAUCACAGCUGUGUGACACUAAGGAGCCAGUGGAAGAGACUGAGGAGCCCCUAGAAAGUCUUCUACUUCCUGCCUCUAACUCACCUCCUCUACCUUCAUAUAAAAAACCACCAAGCCCUAAAGACAAGACCUUUAACAAGAGUAUGAUGCUUAGGGCUAGAUCUUCAGAGUGCCUCAGCAAAGCCCCUGAGAGCCAUGAAUCAAGGACAGGCUUGGAGGGACAAAUAAGCCCUGGCCAGAGGCCUGGCCAGUUCUCUAUGCACCUGAACACCUGGUGGAAAGCAUCUGAUCCAUCUUCAGACUCUGAGAAAACAAAAGUUCACCAUGGAGUCCAUGGAGGUCAUUGGAGAUGGUCUCCAGAGCACAACCGGCAGCCGCAUGUGGCACUAGUCAUGGAAGGCUCUUCCAACCCAGGAGAUAACAAGGAAUUGAAGGCUUCUACUGGCCAAGCUGGGGAGGAAGCCAUCCUAUUGCCCUUUGCAGACAGAAGAAAGUUUUUUGAAGAGAAUAGCAAAUCCUUAUCAACCUCUCAUUUGCCAGGUUUAACCACUCAUAGUAAUAAGACUUUUACCCAGAGACCAAAACCUAUAGACCAGAACUUCCAGCCAAUGAGCUCCAGCUACAGGGAAUUGAGGCACCAUCAUAUGGACCAAUCAUAUCAUUCCACAGACCAACCAUAUCAUGCCACAGACCAAUCAUAUCAUUCCAUUUCACCCCUUCAGUCAGAAACUCCUACUUACUCAGAAUGUUUUGCAAGCAAGGGUCUAGAACAAUCUGUGUGUUGUAAGCCACUGCACUGUGGUGAUUUUGAUUACCACAGGACCUGCUCUUACUCUUGCAGUGUCCAGGGAGCUAUAGUACAUGACCCUUGCAUUUAUUGUUCUGGGGAAAUCUGCCCUGCUUUGCGAAAGAGAAAUAUGAUGCCAAACUGCUACAACUGUCGGUGCCACCACCACCAAUGCAUUCGGUGUUCAGCUUGCUAUCAUAAUCCCCAGCACAGUACCCUCGAGGACAGCAGCUUGGCACUUGGCAAUGCUUGGAAACCCAGAAAGCCAACAGUGCAGGAAUUUCCUGGGGACAAAUGGAAAUUGACAACAGGAAACAGGAAGACCAGCCAGUCAGGGAGGGAAAUGGCUCAUUCUAAGACUGGAUUUUCAUGGGCAACCCCCUUUCAUCCUUGCCUUGAGAACCCAGCACUGGACUUGUCAAGCUACCGAGCAAUCUCUUCUCUUGACCUCCUUGGAGAUUUCAAGCACUCUUCAAAAAAAACAGAGGAAACUUCAGUUUAUGAGGAGGGAAGCCCCGUGGCCUCCAUGUCCCACCCACUGCGUAGCCGUGCCUUCUCAGAGAGCCACAUCAGCUUGGAGCCCCAGAGCUCCCAAACCUGGGCACAGCAAAGGAGGGACCUCUUUACCAAAGUUGAUGAAACACAGCUAGAGCCUCUGGGAACCAAGAAGAAGGCCUUUCCUCCUCCUCGUCCUCCUCCUCCCAACUGGGAGAAGUACAGGCUCUUCCGUGCAGCCCAGCAGCAGCAGCAGCAGCAACAGAAGCAGCAACAGCAGCAGCAAGAGGAGGAGGAAGAGGAGGAGGAGGAGGAGGAGGAAGGACAAGAGGAGGAGAGAGUAGAGGAGGAAGAGGGAAGAGAGGAGGAGGAGCUGCCACCCCAGUAUUUCAGUUCAGAAACCAUUGGUUCCUGUGCUCUCAACACUGAGAGAGUCCUAGAGCAGCCACAGCCUCUGGGCUUUGGUCAUCUGGAGGUCUCAAGGCAGAGCACACAAAACCUCCCAGAAGAGCAAGAGCCUUUUGCUCUCCAUUCCAGUGAUUUCCUGCCUCCAAUAAGGGGCCACUUGGGAUCUCAACCUGAGAAGGCUCAGCCACCUUGCUAUUAUGGCAUUGGUGGGCUUUGGAGGAUGUCAGAGCAGGAGACCACUGAUCCCUCCAAACCAGAAGCUUUGAUGGCAGAAGACUCCAAACCCAAGACAGCAUGGAGCCAGAGCUACUUCUUUCCUGAAGAGCAGUUCUCUUUGAUGGGCUGGGGCUCCAAGAAGCAGCACCUCAGCCCCAUGGGCUUCAGUGAACCCAAGACAACAGGGCAAGAAUUUCAGCACUUCUCACCUCCUCAUGGAGGCCCAGGGAUCCCUACCUCUUACUCAGCUUAUUACAAUAUUUCUGUGGCCAAGGCAGAGCUGUUGAACAAGUUGAAAGACCAACCUGAGAUGGCAGAGAUUGGCCUAGGAGAGGAGGAAGUGGACCAUGAACUGGCUCAAAAAAAGAUACAGCUUAUUGAAAGCAUUGGCAGAAAACUUUCUGUCCUGCAGGAGGCCCAGCGAGGAUUGCUAGAGGAUAUCAAUGCCAAUUCUGCCCUUGGGGAAGAGGUGGAGGCUAACCUAAAAGCUGUCUGCAAGUCUAAUGAGUUUGAAAAAUACCGUUUGUUUAUUGGGGACCUGGACAAAGUGGUCAACCUGUUGCUAUCACUCUCUGGACGACUGGCAAGGGUAGAAAAUGCUCUCAACAGCAUUGAUUCAGAGGCUGACCAGGAGAAGUUGGUGCUGAUAGAGAAGAAGCAGCAGCUGACAGGGCAGUUGGUAGAUGCCAAGGAGCUGAAAGAGCAUGUGGACCGACGGGAGAAGUUGGUGUUUGGCAUGGUCUCCCGCUACCUGCCUCAGGACCAGCUCCAAGAUUACCAGCACUUUGUGAAGAUGAAAUCUGCUCUUAUCAUUGAACAGCGAGAGCUGGAAGAGAAAAUCAAGCUUGGGGAAGAGCAGCUCAAAUGUCUCAGGGAAAGCCUACUCCUGGGGCCCAGCAAUUUCUAAUUCCAGCAGCAGCAGACUGCCCACACUAUCCCUGCCCAGCCACAAUGGGAAAUGCUUUCAAUCUUUGUUAGCAGUUUGUUAGCAAAUAGAUAGCAGUUAGUUAGCAGUUUGUUCCAUAUCCUCUAUCCUGAAUGUCUCUCACUGCCCCUUACCUAGCAGUACACCCAACCAGCUAAGAGACUAGGGAGGACCUAAGCUUCUACCCUACAGUGUGGAAGUGAGAAGUAGAAGCUGUAGCAGAGUGUGCUUAUACGGCCACACUCUCUUCCCCACAGCAAGCACUCACCACACAUAGAACCAACAAAGUGCCUUCAUUCUUCUUUGCACUAGGGCAUCAGAGACAUCAUGUACUCAUCACCCACCCACGCCAUAAUCAGCUUCUGAACGCUCAGAAAGAAACUGCGUAUGUGGCUCCACUCUGCCCCAACACUCAUGGCCCAGCCAUUUCCCACAGAGAUCUGACUAUCUUGAGGGCAUUCACCUACUGGAAUUUCAAGGCCUCACUCAAGAUUUUCAGUGUGAAAUAGAGGAGAAAUUACACUUAACAGAACAUGAGCAAAGGUUUGGGAUCCCCAGAUGCCCUUCUCGGUGGAGCUAGGCUUAAUGAAAUUGGCUCCAUCCCCACCUUCCCCAACAUCUACAGGAGGGGGAAGAGGCCUUCUCUUAGCCCUAGCUAGUGUGGCCUCCUUUUGUCCUAAGACUUUGGGUCUACCACUUCCUGUUUCAUCUUGUCUUUUAUAGUUAGGGGUUACACACAUGCCUACCCUAAGGGCUUCACACUAUGGGCCAUGAAAUAGCUCUGCUAAAGCUCACAUCUGCAUGUAAGUUUCCUUAUUGGGGGGAAAUAGUUCUUAAUUGUUAUAUUUUAAAUGGCCUUUUGAUUUUAUUUAUUUUUAUGUUUUAUUGUU